Molecule: messenger RNA, 9737 nt
Organism: Neolamprologus brichardi
Lineage: Eukaryota; Metazoa; Chordata; Actinopteri; Cichliformes; Cichlidae
Gene: luzp1
Product: leucine zipper protein 1
Source: RefSeq, a predicted model, not a curated record
CCCGAGGGGUGGGUCCUCCGGCAACAGAAAAGGAAAACCCACCUUUUUUCAUUGUUAAGGACGCGGUGGAAUGUGAUGGUUUGAUCUCAAAAGGACCAGGGAGGGGAAUAUCCGAGAGGAAAGGACCAGCGAAAGCGACUGAGGGAAAGGGGGAAAGCAGAAAGCGGUUCCCCCCUAUCGCCUCCAACUCUCUGGUCUUGACUGAGAAUAUGUGGAUGAACUUGUCCCGGCCGUGUCGGCUGCAGCGAGCCCUACCGUCCGCACGAGCUCAACCCGCGUGAAGUUGUGGAUUUACCGUUGCGUUUUCCGGACCCGGCGGUGGAACUGCUGAGGAUGGAGAGUCUGUGGAGCUUGAUUUGCUUUAGAGGAAAGGAUGCAUCUUAAAUUAAAUGACAGAUUUGUCUGCUGAAAACCACUGAGGGAAUUUUGAAGUCUUAAAGAGACGGUGGCAAAACGAAUCAGAACAGCCUAACAAGAAAAAGGAGCUUUUCCUUGACAGCCUAAAGAACUUGGUAGCACAACGGCACAGAUGUGGACUCCCCAACAGAUUUUCAUCAGAUAAUCUGGACAACAUAGAAACUUGGUCGAUACAAUAGAAAGAAAUCUGGAACCAUGUCAGAUCAUAAAGACAUGACCCAUCGCCACCUGAAGCACAAGCUGCAGAGUCUUGGCCGAAGACUUGAUGAACUGGAAGAAGCAACAAACAAGCUACAGAAGUCUGAGGAUGAGCUUCUUGACCUACAGGACAAAAUUAUCCAGGCAGAGGGAAGUAACUCGUCCCUGCUUGGUGAUGUGGAAGCCCUGAGAAAACGUCUCUUGAAGAUUCAGGGGAAAGAUGAGGAGGUACGUAAAGCUGAGGAUCUUUGCCGCACAGUCAGAGAGAAACUGGAAGAGGAGGAAAACCUUACGAAAGAGCUAAAGGCAGAAAUAGAACGUCUUCAGCGACGGAUGGCUGAACUCGAGAAACUGGAAGAAGCUUUUGGGAAAAGCAAGUCUGACUGCAGCCAGCUCUGCCUUAGCCUCAAUGAGGAGAAGAACUUAACCAAGAAGCUCUCAUCUGAGUUGGAGACACUAAAAGCCCGUUUGAAAGAGGUGGAGGGGUCUGAGACAAAGCUGGAGAGAACGGAGCAGGCCUUGGCUAUGGAGCUUGAAAAGCUCAAGGGAUUCACCCAAACCUUUGUGAAUGAGCGUAAGAGGCUGCUAGAGAAACAAAGAGAGGAUGAGAAGACCAUUCUGAAGUUGGAAGAAAAGCUGGCGCACCAGAAGAAUCGCUUUGGCCUGUCAACGGAUUCUGGCAGAGCAGAUUUCAUGAGCUCAAGAAUUGAAGAUGAGCUAACAUCCACAGCGCUCUUAACAAGUAAGCUGGCUGGACGGAAGAAGAGCCUUGACUACUCAAAGUUGUCUGAGAAUGAGAAAAACAGCGGUCUUGAAGGCUCGCAGGAGGACAACAAAGUAAAGGAGUUGACACAGGAGGUAGAACGACUGAAGAACCGCCUUAAGCAGUUGGAGAUUGUGGAAGAGGAUUUGAAGAACUCUGAGUCCAAAAAUGGUGAGCUUCACGAAAAGUUCCAGAUAGAAAGGGACCGAGUUCGAAAGUUAAAUGAGCAGGUGGAACACCUCAGGAUGCAAUUGUGUGGAAAAGGCGGAAUCGGAGGAAAUGGAAUUGGUAACUUGGAUAAACACGGCAAUGGAAGCAGCACUGCUAAGGUCAUUGAAAAUGGCAAAGUUGAAAAUGAAGAGACUAUCCUGAAGGGAGGGUUUAGACAAGAAAAGCCUAAAUAUAGAAGUGCAGCAACUGUCCCAGAGCCAAGUUCCCCAAAACAUAGGAACAAAGAUUUAUCUCCUCAGCAUAAAUCUUGGAACAAAGAUUUCAGCAACUCUGAGAAGGGUUCUCCCAAGUCAAUGAGAAGAGCCCUGAGUCCUGCCCAAAAGAGAAGGACACCCAGAACUACAGCUACCACAAAUUCAUCUGAUAAUGGAAUACGAGAUACAGUGCGAGGAGCUGAGGAAAAGCCAAGAGGAGCCACAUACAGCUCUGUGAAUACAACUUCUAGUGAUACCAAGAAGGUGUCCGUCCUUAGUCGAUACCCUCCAGCAGCUAAUGACCAGAAGCCACUAAGGACAGCUCACAAGCAUACAGAUGACAUCAAGAAGAGCAGAGAAAAGUUCUCAAAACUGUACGUAGGUAGUGACAGUGAAUCUAACAGCUCUGAUGUCGUGCCUGACAGUACCUCCAGUACCAUGAACAGCAUCUCUGCUCUAGAGAAGGAAACGGUGCCUGUCUCCGAUCAGGAAUCAACAGACCAGAUUCAGGAAUCUGUAUCUUCUUCUAUUUCUACUAUAUCCAAAGCCAAUGGCUCAUACACAGCCUACAGAUCUCACAUCAAUCCCUUGCUGCCCAAUGACCAGGGGUCAGAGGGUCAUUCUUCUGCCUCAGAAACAGAAUCUACUGGAUCAAGGCCAUCUGAGCUGGACCCUACAGCUGAAGCAGCUGAGGCAACUAGCACAGCUGUAAGCAGUAGGACUGUAACCUCCAGGUAUUCUAGAUACCCUCAAGUCCAAGACUCGCAUUCAGAGGGUUCCUCCUCCAGGAGCUCUUUUGAUGAGGAGCUGCACAGCCGGUCACAGGGAGCUGAGGGAGGUCACCAGGGAUCCAUGCAUACUCCAGCAGGGAUUGAAAUCCAACGAGUAUGCAGUCCUAGAGAGGCACUGAGGUCAAGAGCUGUGAUCAAGCCUGCUAUUGUGGAAAUUGACAGAAAGGAAGUAAUGAUUUCAGAACCCUUGCCUACAAAUGGGAAACCCAAGAUCUCGACCAAACCAAUAGUGACUACUACCAAUAAAAUCACCAGUAGUAUAACCAUCUACCCAAAUGAUCCAAGCUCUUCCAGAACCAGCAGUCGCAGCAGCAGUGUGUCCAGUGAACCUGCGCCUAUUAAAGAACGCCACACAUCUACCAGUAACAUCGUUAUAGGCCCAAACACUGACCAUCAUGGCAGUAUUUCCGUCCCAUAUGAGAUCUCCAUACCUAAGAGUGAGAUCACUUUGCGGCCAUGCCAGGACCAGGACUGUGGGCCACACAGCCACAGUGGUUCAUCAUCAAGGUCUAAACUCCACAACUCUUCCAGGGUGGAGACCACCACCAGCCACCUGUGCUGCCAGCGCAGCAACUUUAGCCUCCAGUCCCCGGACGUCACUUCUUCAGACUUCAACGACACAGAAUCAGGAUUUGAGAGCAGCAGCAGCAGCAGCACGACCACCGUCACCAGCUGGAGAAGCCAACGGCAAAGCCAACCGUCACACGAAGACAGUUUGCCAGAUAUGAAGAAUGUGACCGUGAGAAGCCCCUGGAGGAACAAAAGCGCCAUGUCUGUGGACGAGGGAAGUCGAGGAAGGAGUACAAGAGCAAUGACAGAUGGCGGGUCUGAAGAUGAAACCGAAACUGCAACAACGUGGAGGGCUUACAGGGCAACCACCUUUGACACAGAGGACUCUGUAAACAGUGGAAACGGAGGCGGCGGAAAUGCUGCAGCACAGAAGGGAGCCAAGCCGUCCCCUGCUGAGGUGUACAUGCGUAAGAUCUCUCAGUCUCCCCCUAUGGAAACAGGAGGGUUGGGAAGGGCCAUACCCCAUGCACCCGUUACCUCUCAGUCCUGGAGCCGAUCAUAUUCACAGCAGCCACCGGCUUCUGAUAACUUGGACCCCAGUCCAAACCCAAGUCACAGUCCAGCCUCUUGGAGACGACAGAUACCCAGUAGUGAUCUGGGGACCUCUUACGAUCGGAUAAGCAGGACACCCGGAGCCUCCUCUAGAGGAGGGGAGCCCUGGUCCAGUCGGGGGCAAGGCUUAGGGGCCAGAGCUGAGGGGAGGAGCGGAGCGGGAGGCAGACCGUGGAGCCAGCGUCAGUCAGAGCAACAUUAGACCAAGUGAGGAGGAGGAUUGAAGCAAGUGGGCAGCACUCCAUUAAGCUCUCAACUGCAAAAUAAGGGCCAAGUGCUAGUUUCCCAUCAAAUCAUGGCUACAUAGAUCACCACCACCUCCAGCAGACAACAGUUUUGCAACCACACUGAACAACAAACCACCGACCUGAUGAUGAGUGUAUGCUGAGACAUGGACGCUUCUUCCUAUUCAAAACUGUUCCAGAAAAAGCCGUGCAUGGAAGGUCAGCGCCUGUACAGUGUUUUUGGAGGUUUCCUCACCGGCCAGUGUAUUAUCUUCUGCUUCUUGUGUUGGAUGUAUUAUAGUGUAAUCCUGAAACUUGACAAGGGAGAGGCUGGCACGCUGCGCAGGGCUGGAGAUUUUCCUGUGCGCCAGAGUUGGAGGAAAAUAGACUCAAGAGAGUUUGUUACAGUAACCUCAGAGUAGCUGGAAAUGUCACUUGUGCUUCAGAAUUUCAACUUUUCUUCAUCACUGAAAAGACAAACCCAAUCCUCAGUCAACAGCAGUGCAUCUUUCUCUCUCACAGGGCUGGAUUUUCCCGUAGGAUUCUCUAUAAAAACCAAACAAUCGCUACUUUAAAUGUGACCAAAAACAGGAAGCGAAUUACCCUCGGUCUUGUUUCAGACUCGUUUUUCCUUCUGAAAACCUUCAUCUAAUCCCAUCCCUUCCCCCCUUCACCAAACACAAGCCAUGCAAACGUAUCCACAAAACAAGAAGCAAACACAUCCACAUUUUUAACUUUCGGUUUAAUUUCAGCUCAUAUCCCGACUUUCCAGCACGCGGUAACCUCAAACUGGAUUUAAUUUGAGGUCUUAGAUGCUGAAUGAAGAUUUGCAUGUUUCUAAGUAAUAAAUGAAGAACACUUGAAAGAUUGUGACUCAGCAUGCUUAAAGGGUUGCCGGUUGGCUGGAUUUUUGGUGCACGCACACACACACAAAUACAAAUACAGACGUACACACAGACACAUUUUUCUUUUUUCUUUUGUCUUCACAGGCCAGGACCUUGUUUAUGUUUUUCUGUUAUUUUGAUUCUUUUGUAAUUCGCUUCCUGUUCUGCAUCAUCCUUUCGCUUUCUUCUCAACCGUGUCAUUUGAAAAAAGAAAGUGGACUGCGCGCAAUGAAAUGGAAUGCACAUGCAAGAAGAAAAAAUAAAUAAAUAAAAAACAAGAGGAUGGGGGGGUGGCAUUGUUUAUAACCUCAAACCAUGACACAGUUUCUAUGGUUCAGUAUUUUACAGCUGUUGCAACUGUCCUCAUCCAUGUGUUUUGAAAGAGCCAUAGCAAAAAUGGAGUUUCUGUUUGAACUGAACUUUGGACUUUCGAUUACCAGCAACCGUGGCCUGGCAGGGUGGACUUUUUUUUUUUUUUAGUGCUGCCAUAAGUACUGUGUACACACCAGUCAUAGGAACGACCCAAGGGCGUUGGCCUUCUAACCAGGAAGUGACAGUCCUGCUUGUACGUGACUUGGUUCGCCGUGCGAAUCGUGCUAGUGUCUCUCUUUCUUAUUUCUAUAGAGGUGUAUUAUUUUGUUACGACGAUAAACAACACCUGGUGGGUUGGUAUGUUGGAGCAAUCACUCAUUGGCAGGGGCCACUACGGCGGAGACUGUGCAGUAGAAUUCAAUUUAGCCACCGGCCAGUAAUAAAAUGAGGUGGGUUUUUUUUUUUGUUUGGUUUUUUGCUGAGGUCAUCAGAAACCCUGCUGACGUAUUCAAGUUUCUCCAUAAAGUCUAUCAACAGGCAUCGGCAGGUUCUUGAGACUGUUGCAGAAGAUUGACUGCAGAAUGACAGGCUAUGUAAACUUUUAAUCCUAGAACAAAAUUUAUGAAUGUUGCUCAGGAGGAAUGCAGCUGAGAAUGACCAAUUGCUCGAUGGCUUAAUGCUCCGAUCCAACACGACUGCAUUCUUUGUCUCUCGCAUCUGUUAAACUGUAGACGAGGGGGGAAAAAGAGAGAAAAACAGAACCAUAACUGUGACAACUCUGGACCAAGUUCUGGAUCUGUGAAAGAACUUGGGACUUUUUAAAAGCCUGCUCUCCAUCUGGCUCCUCUGCUGUUGUGGAUUUUAAUGCUGUGUUGUCGGACCCUGCUGGGGAUGAUCUGGUUCACUUAUUUUUUUUGUUUGUUUGUUUUUUGGUCUCCUGUAUUCUACCAGCCGCCAUCAAGCUGUAAUAUUUAUUAGUCUCCACAUAUGUGCAGAUUCUUUUAUUGUGAAAAGAUCUGCCUAAUGGCAGGACCUCUGUCUGUUGCCACUUUGUCACUUUACAGUUUAUGCAAGCAGGAGAUUAUAUGCAAUUAAACUGUCCCCCCCACCCCCACUGCAAUAUCUGUAACCAUUUCAGCCAUGUACAAAAAGAGGUGAUGACUGUGUAAGUGAGAAGUUUGCUAGGUUAAAACUAAAAGUUUACCUUUAGGAAUGCACAUUUUCACCAGUCUGUCUUUCCAUUAUGUUUACCUUCUUGCAGUAAUAUCUACAGCAAUCACAUCUACGCACCAUUUCCUUACACUUGCAGUAAACAUAAAUAACAUGCAAUACAAACAUGUAAGGUUUUGAUUUGUUCCGUUUGCAUUUAAUUGCAUUUUUCUUUUAUUUGAGAAUAGUUUUGGUUGACAUUGUAAAAUUAUUUUUAGGGGAAAUCCUCCCUGAACGAAGAUGAAAUAAGAUUCCCGCACAAAACGCCAAAACUUCUUUUCUAACCCACCUCCAAAGCACCCUGUUAAAGGACACGAGCCACGCCGCUGUGUGGAUUUGACUGUCAGAGUCACAGGGUGCAGCUCUGCCCCUGAAAGGCUUGCUUUGUGGCUAGCCGCCUCCGCCGGCUUUAUGAUGGCGCAAAAACGGACCAGAUGCACUAUUUAGAGCUCUCAGUGCACAAGCCAAGACAUGAUGAUCAUGUAGUCCUCCUGUGCUCCCUCUGUUAUUGUUCUACUUCUCAUUUACCAAGAGAGAAUGCCCUCUCGUCCCCAGUCUCUCAUCUUUUCGACCAAUUUUAACUUUCCUUUUAAGAUUUUGCUAAAAAUCAAGUGUCCCUUCCUCCUCCCUCUGUUUCUCUGUAUUUUCCUUAGAUUCUCACUUCCUAAAAGGAAAACCUUUGCCCUAAACAGCAGUGAUGUGUGCUACUUGUGCAAAGGCUCGUUUUAUUUAAGGCCUGUCACCAGAAAAUGAUGGGCAGUUCCCUGAGUAGCUGAAAGGUGAAAGGUCAGGUCUGGGUCUAAUCCUGUCUCUACAUCUUGAUUCAGCGCUUCUAAAUACAGGAGCAUCAAAAAUGGCCAGCUUGGCAGUGACGUGCACUUGAUGAUGAUUAAAACAUCCAGGGGGGGGUAUCGAGUGUCCGUUUCUCCCAGAUAUACACGUGCUCUUCUCUUAGUGUGUUUGUUGCUGUUGUUGAUAUGUCAGCGAGGGUUCUCAUUUAAAGCUCAAGUGGCAUCUGCAGAGCCCUGAGUUGGCUGGAGGGCGUUUGUGGGUCAGGAUGGUGAUGCAAGCACCUGAGCCACUGCCCAUUAUCCUGCCUCAUGGCCCAUAAAGUUCUUGUUACUGUUUUCCUCCAAUCCAACGUGAUACUCCACCACCGAUCCCUAAGCAGCACCACUGUGAAGCAUUUCUCUACCUGUGAGUUGUUUCUUUUGAAUCUUUCUCGUCCUUUCUUUCCCUAAAGAGUGUUUGAGUUUGGGGUGGGGGUGUCCCAGCUGUCAGAAACUGUAGGUUUUACGAUGCAUGGCAGGUUUCCCCUCCUCAAGGUCGGGUUCAAAGCAAGCCGGGCUGGGUAAAGGCCAAAGUUGAAACUCUGCGAUCCACCUUUCUUCCUUCUAAGGCCCCAAUGUUCCCAAACGCUACUGCUAAACCCGAUCGAACAUCCACUCCAUCCAGUGAGACUCAGCUGGACUCUGUGCCAGCAUGAAGACCACCUGUGGCAUCUGUGUGCGCUUAUGUGAUUGUGCAAAAUGCAACUGCUCACAGGCGACAGGUCUUACUCAAUGCUUCGAUGAAAGUUGGUGCAGUGUUAAUAUGGUGGAAUGUACUAAUUGGUUUUUGGGGGAGCUGCAGUGAUAAUUUCACAGGUUUUAAGGAUUCCGGGGCUGUUUUCUUUUCCUGAUGUCUCCUCUGAUUUGUGAUUGAUGGUUGAAUGUGGACUGAAUUACAGCAAUGGUGUAAUAGCUGCUGUUUAAAAACAAAAAGAGGCUGCUUCUGCUUUCCUGCUAGGAUACCAGCUAAGGAGUUAAUAGAAAUCCUCUUUAGAUGUGUUGGUAUAUCUAUAAACAUCUGUUAUUUUGUUUUUCCUUUUUUAAAAGUAGACUAGAACGUACUUAGUGGAGAUCUGAGGAAUGUUAGCAGGCCCUUGUCCUCAAAUGCCUCAAUUGUGAAGCCAGGGUUAUGGUGUCAUUGGGGUGUCACAGGUUGUAAUCUGCACUUAACCAGCACUUAAACAACUAAUGCCCCCUUCAAGUCCCCCAUUGUUAAGACGUUUUCUCUUCUGUGCCCCCAAAAUUGUCCGUAGCUGUUUGCUGAAUGUACCACAGCUGGUUAUGUAGGGUUUAUUAUUUGUUUCUUUUCAAGAAUCAUCUCAGCAGGUAAAGGAAAUUGGCAUGCACUCAGUGAAAACUCAUGUUUGCGUCUCAGCCUUUUAACAAUGUGCCAAAAUCAUUCCACAGUAUUUACAGUUUACAGAGAUGGUGCAAGAGUUUCGCCAGGAGGACACGGUGUCUCUUAAGGUUCUGAAAUAAAGGGGAAAUAUAAGUGAGGUUUGUCUUUUCUCUGUCAUCUCUCUUCUUAUGUAUUUUUUUUUUCUCUUUGUUAAACAAAAGAUGUCUUAUUUUGGAAUCUAUAUUGGAUAGAUUUUAUUUAAGGAAAAACUAAUUUUGUAAAGUGGGCCUUAUUACUGAAAUAUAUAAAGUAUUUGUCCAUCUUGAUUUAAAGACUUUUUUGUUUUUCGAGGUAAUGUAUCUCCUUUUUCUCUGUCACACUCCUGGAGAGUUCUUCUUCAUGUAUUUUGUGCUUGGUAGUUUUAAUGCAAGACGUUUCUCACAACUUGGAGACAUGAUGACGCACCGUGGAUGAGGAAAAAGAGAAAGCGAGAAGCCAGCGUCGAGCGAUGGUCUUUGAAGAGUGAGAGUCACGUGCGUUUUAUCAGAGCUGAGCAGGUCUCCGGUGUUGAGCGGUUCAACACGUGUCGACCCCUUUUCUCUUUUUGUGUUUCGUGUUUUCUUUUUAAAUCGGGGACCAUUCACUGCUCCAGCCUCUCGCUCAUAAAUUCAGGGUUUGUACAUCUUCUGUGCUGUAUGUUUGAAAGUGCUGCCAAAGAAAGAAGGGUGCAGGUCCCCAGACAUGUGUAUAUAUUGAAAACACACAAUCUUAACAGGAACAAUCAGAUAACAAAUUAAAAGAAUACAUUUGUUUAACUGGAUGUUCUCACUCUCUUAACGCUGAUUCAUCCACAUCUAAGAAUUUCUGAACUGUACAAAUGAGGCGUUUAUUUGUUUGUUUAUUUGGGUUUUAUUAAUAGAUGAGUGUAUAUAAAUGUGUGUGCAGAACAAGGAGACUGACAGACAGAGGUGUCAAACACAGACGUGUAUAUGUAAUUAAAAUCAGAUCAAAAUUGUUUUAUGAUUGAUUACUGCUUCUCUGUGUCAGCAAUGCCAGGCGUACUGUGUGGGGAGGCUUUUUUUUUUUUUUUUUUUUCGAUUUAAACUUAAUACAUUGUGCAUGUUUUAACCUUUCUGUGGCUGGCGCACUCUGCAUGUAGGUCUCUUGAAGCUGUACAGCAGACCAUAUGUAUUCCAAUAAAAAUAAAAACCGACCUGUUUGUA